AACGAAAGAAGACCGAACAGGAUGAAGACCAUCCUGCUGGCGGCAGUGAAGGUGUGCAUGGUUGAUGCCAGGUUGAUCGUCCAGAUCAGUCAGGUUGUGCAUGACGCUUCGUGUGGCGAUUUCGACGCCUCUCCAAAGAGUGAUCUGGAAAUGGCCAGAGAGAAGCUGGCGGCACUCCGAGAAGAGCUGGAAAAUCUGAGACUGCAAAAUCAGACGUUGCAGAGCGUGGUGGAGGCGUUGCAGGUUGCACAGGAGGCUUACGACGAAUUGCUGAGUCUGCUGAGCGAAUUGGCGACAAUAACAUCAUGCACCGAUCCGGACGAAGAGAUUACAGGGGACGCGUCCGAUUUGCUGACUUACAUCUUAGACUCCAUGGAGGAAUUGGCUAGUCAGCUGCAGAGCAACCCUUCCCUGACGUCACAAAUGGAAUGCCUGGCCAAUCAGCUGAUCGACUUAUCAGCUGAUCUGAGGAGCGGGAAUCUUGAACCUCCGCCAGAUGUCGGUCUUUUCUUGAACCGAACACAAGAGUUGCAGGAUGGGCUCGGCGGUUCCUUAUCCGAAGCCAGGAGUGCUCUGCAGGAGGUGGCGAGUGCCCUGGAGGCGAAGGAGGCCGAGGUGGAGGCGCAGGAGGGGGAGGUCGAGUCCCUGCAAGGUGGAAGUCCUCCUGAAGGCGCUGACGGAGGCGAGGGCGGAGAUGAUUCUCAGCCAGAAAACCCAGAUCAACUGCCUGAACCGACUGAACCAGUAACUGAGACUGAGGCAACCGAACCAGUGACUGAACCAACGGCGGGGUCGACUGGGCUAUUUUUCGAGUCGACGGAGGUUCCAGUCGACCUGACGGCGAUGGAGCUGGCGUUGAACGAGACCCAGGAGGAGCUGGAGGAGAUGGAGGUGGCGCUGGAGGAGCAGGAGCAGCAGCACGCCAACCUGACGCAGGAGAGGCAGCUGCUGGACGAGGCCCUCAACGAGACGAGCGAGUCCACGCAGGCCCUGCAGGAGCUGGACGAGGCGCUGGAGGGCGGCGGGAGGCACCGACGGAGGCGCGACGCGAGCGAGAACUUCACGCUGCCUUACUGUCCCGAGGGCGAGAACAUCACGGGGACGGUUCUGACGAUGAUCCAGACGGUGGUCGCCGACGGGGUGUCCCGAUGCCUGACGCAGUUCAUCCGCCUCCUGAAGGACAAGAUCGUGGCCGGGGACGUGAGCAUAAGCGAGGAGGACAAGAGGAGGGCGAGGAACGCGACGAGCGAAGGGAUGGAGAAGAGGGAGGAGGCGAUGGCCGAGAUACAGGCGACGAGGGAGAAGGUCGUCGAGAAGCUGAAGAACGUGACGGAAAAGAUCGCCAAGCUUCAGGAGCUGAAGGAGGUGCUGGAGGAGGAGAUCGAGAAGGCGAAGGAGGAGAUCGAGAAAAUGCGAGAGGAGGAGGAAGAAGAAGAGGAGGAGGAAGAAGAAGAGAGAAGAAGAAGAAGAGGAGGAAGGAAGAAGAAGAGGAAGAAGAAGAGGACGAAGAGGAGGAAGAAGAGGAAGAGGGUGAGGGAGACUGGUCGCCCACAGCGGGGGUCCCCUCCGAAAUGCCCACUGAAAUUAUGGAAACGUCCCCUAACGCCCCUGAAUUCCCGCCCGUUUCAGAAGCAGGACUGACAGAGCUUAUAGCAACAACUAUCGAAGUCCCGCCGUUCUUCGCACCGGAAACCACCACCGCCGAACCGCUCGAGGGCCCGACAGAGACCCCGGAGUCGUCGACCACCGAAUCCGUCGUCGUCCCCGUGGCCUAC
Messenger RNA from Penaeus vannamei (Pacific white shrimp), 1775 nucleotides. NCBI's taxonomy places the organism in Eukaryota, Metazoa, Arthropoda, Malacostraca, Decapoda, Penaeidae. The record is from RefSeq and is a predicted model, not a curated record.